This is a messenger RNA of Austrofundulus limnaeus, 1256 nucleotides long. It is a transcript of the gene pdf, whose product is annotated as peptide deformylase, mitochondrial. The coding region runs from base 124 to 879 and encodes 251 amino acids. The record is from RefSeq and is a predicted model, not a curated record. Lineage: Eukaryota; Metazoa; Chordata; Actinopteri; Cyprinodontiformes; Rivulidae. Gene Ontology annotation, biological process: peptidyl-methionine modification; N-terminal protein amino acid modification. Gene Ontology annotation, molecular function: peptide deformylase activity. Gene Ontology annotation, cellular component: mitochondrion. The transcript has 3 exons.
CGACCGAUAGUCGUGUGUUGUGACUGAAAAUGCUAUACGUCUUCUAACUUCACCUUCAUAUUAUGUGAUGUUUUUGCUGAUUACACGUAUUACUCUAAGACUCAUUCGUGCUCCAGCUCUACCAUGACCACGAAGUUAUCUGUGUCUCUGCUCCAGCUCUCCUGGACAGGCUUCAGACUUGGUGUUCGUCCUGGUCCCACAGCCUUGAACCGAACCAUAGCCUCUGCUCUUCCUCCACACAUMUCAGCCUGUAGACGCUCUAUGAGCAGCAAUGUUAAAGUGCGCUCCUACUUCAACUACAUGAAACGCAAAAUCUUCUCCCCUCCGAGUCCUCCGUACAGCCAUGUGUGCCAGGUAGGGGAUCCCAUUCUGCGAUCACCUGCGUCUYCUGUCGAUCCAGCAGCUGUAACAAGCCCUAAGGUCCAACAGGUCAUCAACACCAUGAAGAAAGUAAUGAGGAAGUUUGAUUGUGUGGGACUGAGUGCGCCUCAGAUCGGGGUGCCUCUCCGCAUCCUGAUGCUUGAAUGUUCAGUGAAGAUGUUCGAGGAGGUUUCACCUGCAGUAAGGGAGGCCCGGCGUCUCUCUGUUCAGCCCUUGAGGAUCUUCGUGAACCCUGAGCUGAGGGUGCUGAACAGUCAGACGGUGCUUUUUCAGGAGGGCUGUGCGAGCAUAUCAGGGUUUUCUGCCACAGUUCCACGCUACCUGAGCGUGGAAGUUUCAGGUCUGAAUGAAAAAGGUGAAGCCGUUACGUGGCAGGCCAGUGGCUGGUCAGCUCGGAUCCUCCAGCACGAGAUGGACCACCUGAAUGGCGUGCUCUACAUUGACCACAUGGACAGCAAAACCUUUAUUAAUGUCACGUGGCUGGAGCAAAACGAAUAGAAAACUCUCCCACGGUCACAACCAGCUUUUUUUUUUUAAAUAAAGAGCAUUUUAAAAUGUUGCUCUUCAACUUUUUUUUAACAUGACUAAUAUGGAAGAAAUCAUCCCUGCAGUGGAGAGGUUUUUGUCUUGGAGCAAACCAACCAAUUAGAGAAGACUUAAACGUCAAGAUUUUCCCUCCACACAUUUAGGAGCGUGGAUGACUCAAGCAGGCAUUUUCUAAUUAAGAAAAAUCACAUAAAGAUCAAAUAUAGAUAUGUUGUUGGAGUGUUGAGGUGCUGACAAUUUGGAACGUGUCUGUAUUGAAACACUUUGCAGUUACCUUCAAUGCCUUAUGAAAUAAUAAUAAAAAAACUAGGAUUUGUGCAGAAAAUUCA